Molecule: messenger RNA, 1268 nt
Organism: Ylistrum balloti
Lineage: Eukaryota; Metazoa; Mollusca; Bivalvia; Pectinida; Pectinidae
Product: beta-lactamase domain-containing protein 2-like
Exons: 8
Coding region: 1-1251 (416 amino acids)
Source: RefSeq, a predicted model, not a curated record
AUGGCUGACGGGACAGAGACCAAAGAAACACCCUACGUUGACGGAUUUGUCAAGGACGGGUUUGAGAAAGUCAGAGAUGUGUUCAGGGCCAAUUUGGAGAAUGGUUCUGAUGAAGGGAGUUCCGUAGCGGUUUACUAUGAAGGAGAGUUGGUCGUGAAUCUAUGGGGAGGCUGGGUGGAGAAGGAGGCUGGAAUGAAAUGGCGAGAGGACACCAUGCCGUGUUUCUACUCCUCAACAAAAAGUCCUUCAGCCCUUGUGAUAGCUCACCUUGUCGACAGAGGUCUCCUCGACUACAAUGAAAAAAUAGCAAAGUACUGGCCCGAGUUUGCACAGAACGGCAAAGAGAACAUUACUCUUGAAACGUACAUCUCUAACAAGGCUGGACUUAGUGGGAACGAAGAACCAUUACCAUUAAGACUCAUGUUAGAUGACCCUAAAAAAUUUGGAGACAUUUUAGCAAAACAAAGGCCACUGUGGGAACCAGGAACUAAACAUGGCUACCAUCCUUUAACAUUUGCCUUGUACCUGGACCAAAUUGUACGGAGGGUGGAUCCGGAGGGCCGAAGUCUCUCUCAGUAUUUCCAUGACGAGAUGGCCAAACCGUUCGAUAUUGAGUUCUAUAUAGGCCUACCAAAGGAGCUUUACUACAGAGCCCCGCGUACUUCCAUGAUGGCAAUUUUCAAUGUCGAGGAGAUCAUGAAGCAAAUACAGGGCGAACCAGAAAUAAUGAAUAUCGUCAAUGCAACCUUCACUGAUAUGCAAAGUAUGAACAAUCCAUACAUAAGAGAAAUCCCUGCGGGGUCAGCCCUGGGGCACGGGACUGCAGCCUCCCUCGCUAAAUUCCAUGGGAUAUUAGCUAACGGAGGAGUUCACAAUGGCAAGACGCUCCUGUCCGAGAAAGCUAUCCAACGACAGCUUGUCCUAAAGUCCUACGGCAAAGAGGUGGUAUAUGGAUUGGACUUAAUGUUCAGUCUAGGAACCAUGGUAAUUGCCUCGGUAGAUGAUGACAAGCCACCCGAAUUUUCCUUUGGACAUGGUGGAUUAGGAGGUCAGAUGGUCAUUGCAGAUCCUACGCACAAAAUUGGCUUUGCAUACGCGACCAAUCACUUGAAUUUGGACAUGAUCAAGGAGAAACGUUGGAAGGAUCUGUAUGACGCGCUGUACGAGUGUGUUUAUAAAAUAAAAAACAUACCAGCCAAACGGACGCUCUUGGAAAAUUACGACAAACUCAAAGAGCAUCAAAAAGCAUAGUGUAUGUCGCACUCUUG